AUGGCCGUCCAGCGCUUCCGAUUUGUAGAAGGUAAAUCGGCCAGGGCAUCUUACCGUCGGUUGAAGUUGGGGCGGCCGCAGCUUACCCCCGAGGACUACCACGCGAGGGAUGCCGCGCGAGUGGCUCGGUUCCUGGUCACCGGCAAAAAGUAUGCCGAUGCCACAACCAAGGCUGUCGACCGUGUGCAGAGAUUUUGGGAUCGCUUUUGUGCUUUCAUGGGGGUUGACAGCAACUCCUAUCUCACCGCAUGCGCAGGAGAGAACUUUAGACGCUAUGCCGACUGGAGAUUGAGCCAGUUCAAUGUCACAAAGCAGAGCACCAUCUGGGUGGAGUGGAAAUUCCUCCGACUGCUCUACAAGAGAGUCGCUGGAAAGAAGAUGGAUGAGAUCGUUGGGGAGCAAGUCAGCGAGUUUAUCCUGGGUCCGUUGACGGAUGAAUACAAUCUGGACCUCUCGGUCGAAUGCAAGCCCACCCUCAGUGUUGAGGAUCUGCUGUCCGUCCUCCAUUACCACUGGUGCUUGGACACGGCGGCGGUCCCGCACGAGCGGUAUACAGUGCAGCUGCCGCUGCUGAUGCUGAUGACCGCUUACACAUCCUCUCGUCCAGGUGCGCUCACCGAGAGCGGCUGCGUCCGGGGCUCCAACGACGCUCUGCGAUACCGGGAUGUGGUGCUCCGUGUCAUCCCCAACCCGGAGGAACUGGAGCGUCACGUUCUGGUCAUGGAGGUGACUCUGAUGUUUAUGAAGGGAAAGAGAAACAAAUCCCAGCCGUACAUCCCCUCCCCGUACUGCCGGCGUCACGCCUGGCUUGGCCGUAUGGCUGUAUUGACCUCUCCGCUUAGGACAACCUACAUAUUCCACGAGCGGGACGACAACCCGGCUCUGUGUCCGAUCUCGCAUUUUCUUUCGCUGGCGCUCGCGGAUCGAGCCUUUGAGGCACAGGGUAUCAACACUCCGGAGGAUAUCUUUCGUAUCGAGGUUCCCCCUUACCGGAACAGCUUACAGCUGAGGUGGAGACCCGAGAUGCUUGAUAUACCUAUCUUUCGCCGCACCUACCACACCGCACACGGAGUGCGCAUCUCGCCCGAUCGUGCAUUACCGUACGAUGCGUUCAAUCAGUACCUUCAGCGGCUGGGUCGCAACUCGGGACUCGAAGAGCCACUGACUCCUUACUGCAUCAGGAGGGCCACGGCAAAUGCGGUGGACGAUGUCGCAACGGCAGCAGAGCGGAACCAGGUGCUGGGCCAUUCCCGGGCUGACAUCUUUGAACGCUAUUACCUCUCACAGAAGGUGAAACGCGAUGUGCAGUCCGCGUAUCUUGGAUGUCCGGCGCGCGAGUCGGUCAUCCGCGCUGUCGGAAUGAUGAGCUUGACGCGGGACCCGAGGGUCCCCAAGGAGCUGACUGACGAGCAGAAGGCCGCAAUCGAACAUGAUCCCCAUCUUGCUGAACUCAACCGCCAGAAGCAGGACCUGGUAAGUGAUAUAAGAUACCAAUACGGAUCGGUCCCCAAGGCCCAGGGUACAGAACUCCACGCCCAGCAUAGCAAGCUUGAAAAAACUAUUCAGAGUGAGAGGCGAUUCUUGAGGAAACUUGCGCGUGACAACAUCCGGGAGGACUUUUUUGCCAAGAUCGACACCAUCGAGAUCGAACGUCAGCUUCUUGGACUGUCGCUCACCGACGAUCUCAAGGUGGAAGAUUCCGUCGCUCAGUUUACCUGUGUCGAACGAGCCCGACUUGCACGCAGUCUCUUUCGAUCUCUCGGUAGCUCCGCUGCGGAGGAGGAUAAACCCCACCGUCAUCGGAUGCAGGUAAUCCAUGACUGGACCGCGCUCUGUGGCCUGCAAGGGAUCCCUUACAAGCAGGGGGAUCCACCUCGCGAACUCGUAGGGUUGAAAGAGGAGGCCAGCCCGAUAGACGGUGAUAUGACCCCUAUCGUCUGUCCGGCGACCCAGUGCCUCUUUUGCCUUGGGAACGAACAGCGGGCAACUAAUUCAAGGCCGUAUUCAUUCUCGCGUCCAGAUAAGCUUCGGAGGCAUGUGUAUGAUUGCCAUCUCCGCUUUCUUGCCUCAGAUGCUUGUUUUCCAUGUCCCCAUCCGGCCUGCUCAGAGAAUCUGUGGGGCAUCACACAUUUCAAAGACCAUGCUGCUUUGAUACACAAAAUAUACCUUUGA
Molecule: messenger RNA, 2172 nt
Organism: Histoplasma mississippiense
Lineage: Eukaryota; Fungi; Ascomycota; Eurotiomycetes; Onygenales; Ajellomycetaceae
Exons: 4
Coding region: 1-2172 (723 amino acids)
Source: RefSeq, a predicted model, not a curated record